Messenger RNA from Xyrauchen texanus (razorback sucker), 2070 nucleotides. It is a transcript of the gene adad2, whose product is annotated as adenosine deaminase domain containing 2. Gene Ontology annotation, molecular function: tRNA-specific adenosine deaminase activity; double-stranded RNA binding; double-stranded RNA adenosine deaminase activity. The transcript has 10 exons. Lineage: Eukaryota; Metazoa; Chordata; Actinopteri; Cypriniformes; Catostomidae. Gene Ontology annotation, biological process: RNA processing; adenosine to inosine editing. The record is from RefSeq and is a predicted model, not a curated record. Gene Ontology annotation, cellular component: cytoplasm; nucleolus. Bases 94 to 1650 code for a protein of 518 amino acids.
CGCGUGCUUCAGGUGUAGGUGGACGAGGAUAAUUGCCAAACUUACAAAUUAUUGGUUGUGCUGAUAAACACCUUCAGUUGAAAGCAGAUCACAAUGGUAGACAGCAGUGGCAACGCAGACAGGAAACGGCUUCCACGAAUGGCUGCCACUCUAAUGAUGCGCUUUGUCUCUGAGCGAGAGCCCACCCUUGGCAUCCAGAGGGCCAGCCUCAAACCUCAGUCCCCUGACAGUCAGUUUGAAGAAUCUCUGUGCUCUGGCACUGAGAUGGAGAGUCACUCCACCAGUCCAGAGCUCUGUGACUUGGCUGAUAUUGAGGAAUCUUCUGAUGUGGGGCACCAGACCCCAAAUGUCCUACCUUUGGAGCCUCCUCCCCAAAUGGAAGACCUGGGCUCCGACACUGGGUCCGCUUCUGUAUGGAGCCUGGGUAAUAUAACGGGAGGUGAAAGCACCUUAGAAGGACUGGAGAACACUCUGGAUGGCUCUCUUAGGAGGGACCAGAGGACUGGAGUGAGGUUCACAAACUGGCACAAACAUCGUGUAACAGCGGUGUGUACUGAACGGUUUAACAAGCUGCUCAGGGAAUGCCCAGAGUAUCACAGCACGAAGAGCUGCUUUGCUGGUUUUGUACUGGAGAGAGAGGUUUGUGACACAGGUGGGCAGCGCUGUGAGCAGUAUGAAGUGGUAGCUCUGGGAACAGGUCAGAGGUGCUGUAGUGGUUGGCUUUGUUACACAGGCUCUCUUGUCCAUGACUGCCACGCCAUUGUCAUCGCACGCAGAGCCCUCAAAAGGUACUUGUACAAGCAGCUUCUGCUGUUCUACAGUUCUGAUCUAAAGCAGAAGCAGCACUCCAUACUGGAAAGUCUUCCAUCUGAACGACUGCUUCAGCUCAAACCACGUAUUUACCUUCACCUGUACACUAACAAAACACCCAAAGGAGCAGCUCAGUGCAUACUUUUGAAGUCUCAAGGCAGUGCUUACUCUACUCUGAAACUGCAGUGCCAUUCUAAAGGCUCUCUCAUUUGCGCUCCCUUCCUGCUUCCCAGCGUUUGGGGUGCACGCAUCUGUUGCAUGUCCGAAAGUGCCAAACUCACUCGUUGGACUGUUAUUGGAGUGCAGGGGGCACUACUUAGUCAUUGGAUUAGCCCAGUCUACAUUACCAGUAUUGUACUUGGUGAUUCCAAGCACUGCUCAGAGAAAGUGUCUGAAAUCAUCAACAAGCGCCUGGGCACUGGCUGGAAAGAUGCUCUGCCUCCUCCAUUCAAACAAACUGCAAUCUUCUUCCUUAGUGGAGAGAGGGUUGGGCCUGUUGAGAGCACAGACUACUGCAAAGAACUCAGUGUCAACUGGUGUUUGGGAGACUCCAGUAUUGAGAUUCUGGAUAGCACCACUGGUUAUGCAAUCAACAAUUCUCCAUUUGUAAGCGGUCCUGGAUGCUCUAGCAGAAUUUGUAAAAGAGCUCUGUACUGCUGCUUCAGAAAAGUCUCAGCACUGGCAGGCCAUCAGGACCUUUUGACAUUCACCACAUACCGCAAUGCUAAAAUGGCUGCCCACAUGUAUCAGGAGACCAAGACUUUGGUUAAUCUGCAGUUCUUGGCCAACAACGCUGGACCUUGGAACUCCAAAGAUUUGGUAGAUUGCUUCAGUCGCUAAAUGACAGGUUGAACAACCCUUGAGAUUCACUAAGGUUCCCAGUCAUUUCAACUACAGCCUAAGACUUUAGAUGUUGCUACCUCUCCACUUGACUGUUCACAUAUACUUAAAGAUAGUAAAAGGAAAGUAAAUUUCUGUUCUCGUUUCAGGCAAAGUUCUUCGUUUUUAUCAGACAUGUAUCUAAGGUAGCAUUAAGCAUAUUAGUAAAAUUUUUACUGAAAAUAUUUUUGUUUCAAUAUUUGCAUUGAACAUAAGUGUAUGAGUACUACCAAGUAGUUUGACUUUAAAGUUAUUUUAUCAUUGUUUUGUUUUCUUUUCCUCGAUUUUGUGAUUUGGUGUUUCACACUUUAUGUUGGCUUGACAUACCUACAGUAUGUCUAUAAUGUUACAGUAGUUUUAAGGAGUUGAGUUCCCUCCCAU